This is a messenger RNA of Lactuca virosa, 2635 nucleotides long. The record is from the annotation of a GenBank genome assembly. NCBI's taxonomy places the organism in Eukaryota, Viridiplantae, Streptophyta, Magnoliopsida, Asterales, Asteraceae.
UGUGAAACCAAUCUCCUUUCUUUCCUUUUCUAAAUCAGCUUUGGAUGUUUUGUAUUUCAUUAAAACCUCAAUUAUUCGGAUAUCAAUAGUGUUCAUAAGAUUCUUGAAAUACCCAUUGAAUGGGAGCAAAGUUUCCAGCUUUUUAAUGCUUUUGCCCCUAAAAUGAUUCUCUAUCACAUGAGCGACCCCUGAGUGACAAAAAAGACGCUGGAGAUAAGAGUAACUAGUGAACCACCCUUUUUGUUCUCCAAAGAAAUAGAACCACUUGUCCAUAUUAAAGCGUCAUUCAAAGUCCAAAGAGAGUUCAGAUUUGGAUAUUUAAGAGAGAAGCCGAAAUUAAUCGAACUGGUAUUCGGGUUUCUGGAAGCGAAUUGGGAUUUGGGUUUCUCGAUAAAAAGUUGUUAAGUGAAUUGCGAUUCAGGUAGAAUUCAUAUUCAGUCAAUUGAAAUGGGAUUUUAGUUUCUUGAAAGAAAAAGCAUGAGAACUCCAUAGCCUAGCGAAUUGGGUUUCGGGUUUUUGAGAUAAAAGCUUCGGAAUUUUAUAUUAGGAUCUUAUCUGUUGAAGGGAUGACAGGUGGGUGUAGUAUCGUAUGGUUUAGGAGAGAUCUGAGGGUCGAAGAUAACCCUGCUUUAGCUGCUGGUGUAAGAUCAGGUAAAGUGAUACCAGUGUUCAUAUGGGCACCUGAAGAAGAAGGUCAUUAUUACCCUGGAAGGGUAUCAAGAUGGUGGCUUAAACAGAGUUUAUCUUUGCUUGAUUCAUCUUUGAAGAAUCUUGGAACUUCUCUUAUCACAAAACGAUCUUCCGAUAGUGUUUCUUCUCUUCUUGAUGUCAUUAAAUCCACUGGUGCUACACAGCUCUUUUUUAACCACUUAUAUGAUCCAUUAUCUCUGGUUAGGGAUCAUAGAGCGAAGGAGAUUUUGAGUGAAAUCGGGAUUGUAGUGCGUUCAUUUAAUGCGGAUUUGUUAUAUGAACCAUGGGAAGUUCUUGAUGAUGAAGGUCGACCGUUUACUACAUUUGCAGCGUUUUGGGAAAGGUGUCUUAGCAUGCCUUAUGAUCCUGAGCCUCCUCAACUUCCACCUAAAAGAAUAAUCUCAGGUGACGUGUCUAAAUGCCCUUCAGACACGUUAGUUUUCGAAAACGAAUCAGAGAAAGGAAGCAAUGCACUUCUAUCUCGAGCAUGGACGCCGGGGUGGAGCAAUGGAAACAAAGCCUUAACCGCUUUCAUCAACGGGCCAUUACUACAUUACUCCAUUAACCGGAGAAAAGCCGAUAGCGCCACCACUUCCUUCCUUUCCCCCCACCUCCAUUUCGGUGAAGUUAGCGUCAGAAAAGUCUUCCACCAAGCUCGAAUCAAACAAAUCCUCUGGGCAAACGAAGGUAACAAAUCCGGUGAAGAAAGCGUUAAUCUUUUCCUCAAAUCAAUCGGUCUUCGUGAAUACUCAAGGUAUGGAGACAAGGUUUUACAGCUUCCAUGGAGAUGGGGGAUGAAAUAUUUCUGGGAUACUUUGUUAGAUGCAGAUCUUGAAAGUGAUGCUCUCGGCUGGCAAUAUAUCUCCGGUAGUCUUCCUGAUAGUCAUGAGCUUGAACGCAUCGACAAUCCCCAGAUCGAGGGGUAUAAAUUUGACCCAAAUGGUGAAUACGUAAGAAGAUGGCUGCCGGAGCUUUCUAGACUACCGACUGAAUGGAUCCACCAUCCAUGGAACGCACCGGAAUACGUGCUUCAAGCUGCCGGAAUUGAGCUCGGAUCCAAUUACCCUCUUCCGAUUGUGAAAAUUGAUACAGCACAAACUCGAUUACAACAAGCACUUACACAAAUGUGGCAACACGAAGCCAAUUCCAGAGCUGUUCUUGAAAACGGAAUCGAAGAAGGACUUGGUGAUUCCACCGAUGAUACUCCGAUUGCUUUCCCACAAGACAUGCAAAUGGAAACGGAACAGGAUAAUCUCGGGAACCGUGUAACAACCACAAUACGCCAUUACGAAGAUCAAAUGGUACCUAGUUUGACUGUGACUACAUCUUUGUUUAGAGGAACAGAACAAGCAGAAGAAGAAGAGGAAGAAUCGUCCACAGAUCAUAGAAACGCUGGGCACGAUGAUAGGAGAGCUGAAGUUCCCGAUGAUGAUGAUAUGAAUCUGGAAUCGGGAAGAGAAGGAAUUCAAUCGGUGAUUCCACAGUUUAAUAACCAGAUAGAUCUGAGGAACAUUAAUGGAGGUGGUGGUGGUGGUUCACAUUCACCGGCGGAAUCUUCAAGUGGGACAAGUUUAAGGCGGGAAAGAGAUGGAGUUAUGGUGCCUGUGUGGUCGCCUGGAAAUUCAGAUACUUCUUCUUAUUUGCAGAGGCAUCCACAGUCGCAUCAAGUAAUCAACUGGAGACAACUUUCUCAAACCGGGUAAUCAGAGAAGUUAGGAGCUGAAAGAUCUGGAAAGAUAGUUUUUCCAUUUAUUAUUCAUGUGCUGUUUAUAUAUAUAUAUAAAGAAAAAAAGUGUUUUAGACAUAAGAAUUCUGGAGUGCUUUAGAAACCCAGAUUUUUUUUAUAUUACAUUCAUGGAAUUGUUGUUGUACUCUAGCGUACAAUCUAUCAAUGCAAUGUGUGGGGGUGAUUGAUCAUAUCAUGAUCACUAUAACAAAACUUUUA